AUGACAUGGAAGCAGAAGAAAGACUUGGAGAAUAGGAAAGUUGUUUCACUCGGUGGAAAGCCUCAAAAGAAACAAAGACUACCUCUUAGCGUGGCACGGGUCAUGAUGAAGAAGCAAAAGGAAAGAGAAGAAAAAAUGGCUCAAGAGCCAGUGGAAAGGCGCCGACCUGAGGAUAGAGUUCUGAAGUCGAGCGAAGGUAAUUUCAGAAACGGUGUUCUUGAUGUUAAGCAUUUAUUAAGAUCUCCUGCCCCUCGGCCUCAAGCUGAAGAUAACAAUAGUGGACGUAGUCAUGGGAAGGGGAAGAGAAAGAAAGGUGGUAAAAAGGGGCAUGGUAAAAAGAAGAGUGGUGGUAAAAAGCGUCGGUAG
Striga hermonthica is the source of this 366-nucleotide messenger RNA. NCBI's taxonomy places the organism in Eukaryota, Viridiplantae, Streptophyta, Magnoliopsida, Lamiales, Orobanchaceae. The record is from the annotation of a GenBank genome assembly.